Bombina bombina (fire-bellied toad) is the source of this 3252-nucleotide messenger RNA. RefSeq names its product cornifelin homolog A-like. Gene Ontology annotation, cellular component: cornified envelope. The transcript is spliced from 3 exons. NCBI's taxonomy places the organism in Eukaryota, Metazoa, Chordata, Amphibia, Anura, Bombinatoridae. The record is from RefSeq and is a predicted model, not a curated record. Bases 1225 to 1563 code for a protein of 112 amino acids.
AACUAUGUGCUAGCAUAUUGCCAAACCAAAAAGCAGAUAUUAAUUAUAAGUGGUUUGUGGACCCUCACUAAUAAAUAGUAAUUUUACAGUGAGUGGAUUAUAGGAUGUCCCAUUAUGAAUGUGGUCCGGGCUGAAAAAGAUCACCAGAGGUUACCAGUCAGUAAAAGAAGAUAUUAGAAUAGUUAUACAACUUACUAAUUUAAUCAACUUUAUUUCAAACUGCCCAUUUUGCUGUGUGCAAUAUCAAAACGCACAUCACUGUAUAAUUUUACCCAUAUAAAUACACUAAUACAGAGUCCAUACAGCACAUAUUUUGUUAAUUUAUCACAUCUUAUAACAUUGCUAUGGUACUUAUGGAUAGCACAUAAAUGUCCACAUUCAUUAUUUACUCAUGUUUUUAAUUAGCAUAGAGGAAUAAGUAAGAAGUGGGUAAGACUGGGGGGGGUAGCUAAGGAGGUGGGCUGUUCCCGCAGGUGUGGUAUCCUCCCACUGCUCAUUGCUUACCAAUAAAUACAGAGCACAAAGUAACUUCUCACGCAGCAUCCUGAGACAUCUCAGCAACAAGUAAGUGACUGCUUUUAUAAACUUCUCUUCUAUUUAAUUAUUAUUUUAAAAAAAUUGGAUGUAGCUGCUUUCUAUUUUUCUUUCUUUCUUUUUUUUCUUUUUUUCUUUCCUUCCUUUCUUCUUUACUGUUGAGACAUAUCUUACAAGAUAGUUGAGGUAUUACUGAUGGUAUGGAGAUUAGUAUACUAGUAAGAACUAUUUUUUUUAAUAUGCUGCAGAUAAAACAUGGAUAUUUUAUGCAUUAAUAAAUACAUAGAUAAAUACAUAAACGCAGUUCUUGCAAAUUUUUAAUUUGCUUUAUAAAAAAGCAAUAACUUAAAAAUGUAAAUUGAUUUAUAUAAAUUAAACAUGGCAUUUCCAGAUCUUCAUAGAGAUAAUGAAUAAAAGUUGUUCAUGUAAAUGACCGACUAUUCAGUCCCUAGCUGUAAAUCUUCAUAUUUAUAUUCAUGUUUUACAUGUGUGAUAAGCAGAGAAGUGUUUGAAUAGAUUGGAUAGUUGUAUAUAAAAUAUUUUGCUGAUCUUACUUCCUCUUAUCAAUGGGUCCUUAUUUCCUGCACUACCUUAACCACUCAAGCUAGGCUGGAUUCAACUCAUUUAGCAGAAAUAGGAUUUCUUUGCAAUUACCUAACAACUAUUGUUAUCCAUUGGUUAUAGAUCACAAUGGCUUACCCAAUCACCAAUCAGCCUCAAGGUAUCCAGGGGAUGAAUGUUGAUAGCAGCAAAAGCACAUGGGGCACUGAAGUCACAGAAUGUUGUGACGAUAUGGGAAUCUGUCUGUGUGGAACAUUUGUGCCCUGUAUCUUGGCAUGUAGAGUGGCCGCUGAUUUUGGGGAGUGUUGUUGUCUUCCAUUUAUAGGAGGAGGUGUCCUUGCCAUGCGAACAGGAAUCAGAGAACGCUACCGUAUCCCGGGCACUAUUUGCGAUGAUUGCAUAUGUCUCACAUUCUGCUACCCCUGUGCAAUCUGCCAGAUGGCCCGUGAGCUAGACAUGAGGAAAUGAAGAGGAAGGAAUUGUGUGUGUAGCAAUAUGAAUAUUUUUUACUGAUUACAACCAUUAUCAGUAAUACAGACUAUGUAGCCUCUUAAUAUUAAAGCAACAUUCAGCACAUAACGUCUGUUUCCCGGCGAGCCUGAAGGGCAUGAAGUGUAAAUUUGCUGUCCUUCAAAAUAACUCAACACACAGCCAUUAAUGUCUAAACUGUUGGCAACAAAAGUGAGUACACCCCUAAGUGAAAAUGUCCAAAUUGGGCCCAAAGUGUCAACAUUUUGUGUGGCCACCAUUAUUUUCUAACACUGCCUUAACCCUCUUGGGCAUGGAGUUCACCAGAGCUUCACAGGUUGCCACUGGAGUCCUCUUCCACUCCUCCAUGACAACAUCACGGAGCUGGUGGAUGUUAGAGACCUUACGCUGCCCCACCUUCCAUUUGAGGAUGCUCCACAGAUGCUCAAUAGGUUUUAGGUCUGGAGACAUGCUUGGCCAGUCCAUCACCUUUACCCUCAACUUCUUUAGCAAUGCAGUGGUCGUCUUGGAGGUGUGUUGGGGUUGUUAUCAUGUUAGAUUACUGCCCUGCGGCCCCGUCUCAGAAGGGAGGGGAUCAUGCUCUGCUUCAGUAUGCCACAGUACAUGUUGGCAUUCAUGGUUCCCCCAAUGAACUGUAGCUCCCCAGUUCCGGCAGCUCUCAUGCAGGCCCAGACCAUGACACUCCCACCACCAUGCUUAACUGUAGGCAAGACACACUUGUCUUUGUACUCCUCACCUAGUUGCCGCCACACACGCUUGACACCAUCUGAACCAAAUAAGUUUAUCUUGGUCUCAUCGGAACCACAGGACAUGGUUCCAGUAAUCCAUGUCUUUAGUCUGCUUGUCUUCAGCAAACUGUACGCGGGCUUUCUUGUGCACUAUCUUUAGAAGAGACUUCCUUAUGGGACAACAGCCAUGCAGACCAAUUUGAUGCAGUGUGCGGCGUAUGGUCUGAGCACUGACAGGCUGACCCCCCCACCCCUUCAACCUCUGCAGCAAUACUGGCAGCACUCAUACGACUAUUCCCCAAAGACAACCUGUGGAUAUGAUGCUGAGCACGUGCCCUUAACUUCUUUGGUCAACCAUGGUAAGGCCUGUUUUGAGUGGAACCUGUCCUGUGAAACCACUGUAUGGUCUUGUCCACCAUGCUGAAGCUCAGUUUCAGGGUCUUGGCAAUCUUCUUAUAGCCUAGGCCAUCUUUAUGUAGAGCAACAAUUCUUUUUUUCAGAUCCUCAGAAAGUUCUUUGCCAUGAGGUGCCAUGUUGAACUUCCAGUGACCAGUAUGAGAGAGUGUGAGAGUGAUAACACCAAAUUUAACACAUUCACACCUGAGACCUUUUAACACUAACAAGUCACACGACACCGGGGAGGGAAAAUGGCUAAGUGGUCCCAGUUUGGACAUAUUCACUUUUGUUGCCAAUGGUUUCAACAAAAAUGGCUGUGUGCUGAGUUAUUUUGAGGGGACAGCACAUUUACACUGUUAUACAGGUUGUACACUCACUACUUUAAAUUGUAGCGAAGUGUCAUUUCUUCAGUGAUGUCACAUGAAAAGAUACAAUAAAAUAUUUACAAAAAUGUGAGGGGUGUACUCACUUUUGUAAAAUACUGUAUAUUGUACCAAAAUACCAUCAGAUAUAGAAAUAAAUAUUUAUUUAUGAAUAAACAGGA